GACUAGACUAUGCACUAAAGUCUAGUCUAAAAAGAAACGACAGCUGGAUACUCUAAAAUGGCCAAACAACAUGGAACUUUACCUGGUUUCAAUGAUAUGAACAAUUUACACUCAAAAGAAGAUGGAAAUGAAAGGAAAAUGAAUAGUUUUAAUUUUGUGAGUUUUCUUAGACGUAAUGCUUUUGUUGUCCUCACACUGACUGCUGUGAUUAUAGGGGUUUCCCUUGGGUUCUGGUUAAGGACUUUUGACAUGGCAGCCCAGGAAAUUCUGUACCUCAGUUUUCCUGGAGAGCUGCUCAUGCGAGUGCUGCAGCAGAUGGUGCUUCCAUUGAUACUAUCGAGUUUAAUUACAGGGAUGUCUUCUUUGGAAAACAAAGUUUACAGCAAAAUUGGACUUCGAGCCCUUGUCUAUUAUGUGGUAACUACAGUUACUGCAGCGUUCACUGGUAUUGCCCUGGCCUCUAUUAUACAACCUGGAAAAUUGUCCAAAAUAUCUGAAAUGUCCUCAACUGAAAACACUGAUGCUCAAACAGUGGACUCCUUUCUAGAUUUACUCAGGAACAUGUUUCCUUCAAAUCUUGUGGAGGCAUGUUUUAAAAAGUACAAAACUGAGUAUGUUGCAACUGAGAACCAAGUUGUACUCAAUAUAACUGAGUGUGGAAAUAUAACUGAGACUAUACCAGUCCCAGGGUCUUCAGAUGGUUUAAACAUAUUGGGGUUGUUGGUCUUCUGCACUGCAUUUGGUCUUGCCCUUGGUAGUACAGGAAGCAAAGGACAGCCACUUAGAGACUUUUUCACCUGUCUGAAUUCAGCCAUUAUGAACCUAAUCAACAUUGUCAUAUGGUAUAGCCCAGUGGGAAUUAUCUUCUUAUUGGCUGGUCAGAUUUUAAAGAUUGACAAUUUAGCAGAUAUAAGCCAUGGAGUUGCCAUGUACACCCUGUCUGUGAUUGUUGGCCUGUUCAUUCAUAGCUUUGUCACCCUUCCUCUCAUAUAUUUCAUUACCACCUGGAAAAAUCCCUUUAAAUUUAUGCUUGGUCUUCUCCAGGCUCUGACCACUGCUUUUGGCACAUCAUCCAGCUCUGCAACCCUCCCUGUUACAUUUUACUGUAUGGAGGAGAAUAACAAAAUGGACAAACAGGUAACACGCUUCAUGCUACCAAUCGGAGCCACAAUGAACAUGGACGGUGCUGCACUUUAUGAGGCUGUAGCUGCUUUAUUUAUAGCACAAGUGAAUAAUAUUAACUUCAGCAUUGGUCAGAUUAUAAUCCUCAGUUUCAUAGUCACAGCUGCCAGCACUGGUGCAGCGGGGAUCCCACAGGCUGGUAUGGUGUCUAUGCUGAUUGUCCUAACAUCAGUUGGACUACCUGCAGAAGGCAUAUCUCUCCUCAUGCUCGUGGAUUGGCUUUUAGAUCGGUUGAGAACUGUUACUAAUGUGCUGGGAGACUGUAUUGGCGUAGGGGUCGUUCAGCAUCUGUCUAGACAUGAACUGCAAAGGCAAAGUCCAGCUGAGUAAUUGUUUUCAAUCUACAAAAAUGUGACUUGUUAUAAUCCCCCUGUGUAUGACGAUUCAAAAUAUUUCCUUUCAGAUUAAAAUGUUUUGCACUUGUAAAUCUUGACAAUCCCACAAGCCGAGACUUGGCUUUCAGCAGCAAUUUUAACUUCAGUCUUUAUCUUUACAAUUACAGCAUAAUUAAGAACAUUUACUAAAGGUCAUAAGCAUAUGUCGUUAUCUGUAAAAAAAUAAAUAAAAUAAUAAUAAUAAUCUAUUUAUCGUUGCUGCAGCAAUGACAAUGAAUACAGUUCCCUUGUCGUUUCUACUAUUUGCAACACUCUAGCACCUUCUUGUGGUGAACUG
Messenger RNA from Periophthalmus magnuspinnatus, 1854 nucleotides. Its product is annotated as excitatory amino acid transporter 4-like. The record is from RefSeq and is a predicted model, not a curated record. Lineage: Eukaryota; Metazoa; Chordata; Actinopteri; Gobiiformes; Gobiidae. Gene Ontology annotation, cellular component: plasma membrane. The transcript is spliced from 10 exons. Gene Ontology annotation, biological process: L-glutamate transmembrane transport. Bases 58 to 1512 code for a protein of 484 amino acids. Gene Ontology annotation, molecular function: L-glutamate transmembrane transporter activity; neutral L-amino acid transmembrane transporter activity; glutamate:sodium symporter activity.